UGAACGUAGUAGCAUUGCUGCUUCAAACCGCUAGCUCUUGAGAGAGCUUCCGUUAAACACAAGUGUUUUUCAGGUACCAAGCUUCCAACGCGAGGCUGGCAAGCAUUUUUCUUUUCUAGCUACGGUAGAUGCUCAUGGCAACAAUGUGUUACAAUGAGCAGUAUACGCUGCUACUUGUUUUGAAAGCUUGCUUUCUCUGUCAGUUUUCCUGUUUCCCAAACGUCUCUUUCCUCUUCUUUGCCUUCUUUUAAAAGCUUGGAGUCUUUUGUAGACAGUGCCUAGUGCCGUGUACAUCUUUUAUUUCUUCUCCUGUGUGGAAGUCCACAGUGCCCAGGGAGCCCACGGCUCUGCCCCACGACAACAUGGACCACGGGAACCCAGACCUCGGCCCCACAGAGGGGCUGUGGAGGGGCUUACGGCUGGUCCCGGUCCCCGCCACGUCUGUGAUGUCAUUAUGGGGCCCGUUCCAGAGCCACCGGACAGGCAGGGAUUCUACUAUGAUGUUGGAGGGAGGGCAAGUGCUAUAAGGACCCCAGAGAGAAGCAUCUCCCCGUGCCUCAGGCGUCGAGGUGGGCGAUAGCUUGGCUUGCACCGCAUAAUCCUCCUCACCCAGGGAGAGGAAGAUGACUGCUGUGGCUUGCACCGCCUUCAGGGGGCUUUGCCUGGAAGGAAAGCUGGGCGAUGGGCUCAUCAGCGUGGACGGCAUUGAAUUCAUUGCUCACAAGAUGAUCCUCUCCAGCUGCAGUCCGUACUUCAGGGCUUUGUUCUCCAGCAACUGGAGCAAUGCUGAGAGGAAGGUCUAUAAAAUCCCCGGCACUUCCUCUGAAAUGAUGAGGCUCCUUAUGGAGUACGCCUACACCGGGACAGUGCCGGUCACGGAUGACAACGUUGAAAGUUUGCUAAUCGCAGCAGACCAGUUCAACGUCCUGGACAUUGUCAGACUGUGCUGCGACUUCUUAAAAUCCCAGCUGUGCUUGGAAAAUUGCAUCGGCGUCUGGAGAUUCACAGGCUACUACUACUGUCCUAACCUGCAAGAAGCAGCCCAUGAGUUCAUCCUGCGUCACUUCAAGGAGGUGACCAGGGUGUCCACAGAGUUUCUGGUGCUCUCCUUCAAGGACCUGGAAUGCCUGCUGGAGAAGGAUGAGCCCCCUGUGAAAGAAGAGGCCGUGUUCGAGGCCGUUCUGAAAUGGGUUGCUCGUGACCUGCAGAACAGGAGGCAGCACAUUGUAGUCUUGCUGGGCAAGGAAGGGUGGAAGUGUGGACAGAAGGGAUUUUUUUUCUCUAAAUAAACUCAGCGUUACUGACAGUUAAGACUCCGCUUAAAACUUUGGAACUUGUAUGUGCGCAAUGGUAUGAAUUUGUAGUCCACGUUCCCUGUACUUACACGUCCCUCAUGCAAAUCUGCAAGUGCCAUUUCUAUCAGUCUCAUAGGAACUGGAUUUUCAGCAGUGUCCCGGAAGGUCCUAUUGACCA
Messenger RNA from Chroicocephalus ridibundus (black-headed gull), 1473 nucleotides. RefSeq names its product kelch-like protein 10. The record is from RefSeq and is a predicted model, not a curated record. Gene Ontology annotation, molecular function: protein binding. NCBI's taxonomy places the organism in Eukaryota, Metazoa, Chordata, Aves, Charadriiformes, Laridae. The transcript is spliced from 2 exons. Bases 624 to 1289 code for a protein of 221 amino acids.